Ruditapes philippinarum (Manila clam) is the source of this 2857-nucleotide messenger RNA. Its product is annotated as nuclear pore complex protein Nup205-like. Gene Ontology annotation, molecular function: structural constituent of nuclear pore. Gene Ontology annotation, biological process: nuclear pore organization. NCBI's taxonomy places the organism in Eukaryota, Metazoa, Mollusca, Bivalvia, Venerida, Veneridae. Gene Ontology annotation, cellular component: nuclear pore; nuclear pore inner ring. The record is from RefSeq and is a predicted model, not a curated record.
CGAUUAAAUAAAAGUAAUGUUAUCAUGAAAAUCAAGCACUUUUUAAAAUGGCGGCCCCCGGAGUGGCGGUGAAUGCCGCUGCAAGAGUAUGGAGUCCUUACAAAGAUUUUCAAAAUGUAGUGGAAGCAGCAAUCCACAAGAGGCAGACAGAUGCUAUACAUGACCUGGAGGUCAUGUUGAAAAGACAUAAAAAUGACUUUUUAACUUUGCUGAAAAAUAUUCCUAAGAAUGCCACACAUCGUGAAGCAGUAAAGAAGUCAAACACAGUUGGUUUACCAAUCCAUGGAGAGCAGAGAACACAGACUUUCCCAGACUCCUUUAUUGAAGAGGCUAUUAUUAUCAGUGAUUUGUUUGAUCUGAAUGAGUUUGCUGCACUAGAACUGUUGAUUGCUGGUGAAGACAAUCGGCCAGAUUUUCCGGGUUUGACCCGGGGACUUGUAGCUGUGUUGCUGUAUUAUGAUGGCCGUAGAAGUUUGGUCAAUGCAUUACGGACACUGCUUUUGGCACUGUCAGGAAGGACUUGGACUCUUGGUUUAUCACCAGAUCUCACAUAUCUUACCAAUACUUAUGUACAGAAGUUAGUAGAGGAGAAUCUUACAAACAAAAUUCUUGAUGUGUUGAAAGGUAUGAAUGUGACAGCAGAACUUGAUAAACUACAGAAUAACAGAGCACUAGGACCUCCAAAACAUAAAAAACAGAUACAGGAUAUGUAUGAAGAGAUUCAGGUGACAUGUGCUGAGUGUUUGUUCUGCCUCUCGUGUCAGAAACCCCUCAGUAAGGAAGACACAAUACAGCUUAUCUCCUACCUGAAGAACGAUAACUCCCUGCAGGCCAACGGUUCUGUGUCAUCAGUUACUCUUAGUCUACUAAUGGCUUUACUCUAUUGUUUUGAUGUCUCUGUACUAGAGAGAGAGGAUGCUGAAGAAAUCACAGGUUCUAUGCCUGUAUUCAGUGAUCCUAGCUACAUUAGUGAUGUACACAAGGAGCUGAGAGAUGGUGGGGACUGGAAGAUACCGGGUCUGAAAGCUAUUGUCCAGUUUGCAUGGGGUGUCAUGUUAAGACAAUUAUCUCAAUAUCCACUAGCAGCUGGUGCAGGAGAAUAUUAUGAAGAAGAUGAGAAUUUUAUGGAUCAAGCCAUUGAUGGUCAGGUGUUCAGCUUUCUACAUAAAUCAGUUGUUUCAGUAGAGAAACUUCAUAAAGAGGAGUUCUAUGUAAGGCGACUUCAUGGAUUAUUGACAGACUUCAUUUAUUACAUGCCCUUAAAGGUAAAAGAAAUUCGUAACCGUGGUGACGAGGCAGCAAGAAUUAUAAUGGCACAUCUACAGGAAGGUCAAGACCCCCCUGCCAACUUGAGGAGAGAUUUUGAACAUCUAUUACUAUUGGUAUACAUUAUUAUUAUAAAGUUAUAUGAGAAGGACCCACUUGACCUUGACCUAUCACUGGAUUACUGGUGUCCUGAACCUACAAGUCAACAAGACUCAUUCCAUCAUAGACCUCCACAAAGACAGGUAGCAUUAUACAAGUUUGUACGUAUGGCAGGAGAUUUAUUACCGGCCUCCCUGUAUGUACCGUACAUCAAGAUGUUGACAGGACUAGCAUCCUCUAAACAGAGUGCUCAACAUUGUUACAAUCUACUCAAGAUAAAUGGGAGUACAUCAAGUACAGUGUCAUGGGAUCACAUUUUCACGUCAUUGAAUCAGUACUACAGUAGUUUAAGACGCGAGUCUCCACUCACCUCUGAUCCCUCUAUGUCAUAUAGACUGCACAGUCGUGUCAUCACCCCGCAAGAGCUGGAAGGGUUGAUCAUGGUGUUACAGCUAGUGAGGAGAGUUUGUGAGCAGAGUGAGAAUUGUUGUAUAGCUAUAUAUGAGAAUCAGCAAUGGUCAGUGGUGAUGUUAUUGUUUGGACUGGUCAGUUGUAGUGUUCCUCCACAGAUGAAGUCUGAGUUGUUGAAGGUUCUAGCUUCGCUAGCUAAGAUGCCCGAGUAUGCUGCUACAUUAUGGCAGACACUGGAGGCCUCACAGGUACUGGUGACAGUUCAGCAAGGGAAUGGUAAACAGUCUGGAGGUAUACAGAUAGAAUUAGAUGAGGUAGAGUCUAGGAAUGAAGAAUACCCUAUAACAUGUGCCUUUCUACACUUCCUUACAAUGUUAACAGACACACCUAUCCCUGCAGCACUCGGGGCUGGAUCAAGGGCACCAGGAUUUGAUCCCUACCUACACUAUGUCAGAGAUGAUGUGUUCCUUAAGUUUGGUGCUAGAGCUUACAAAGAUCCAAAAGAAAAGUGGGAGGUAGCAUCACUUUCACUAGGUAUUCUCAGAAAGUUACUUCAUGACUACGAGAUCCAGGGAGAUCAUUUCAUGGAUCAAGUGAUAGAGAUGGGAAGUGGUCAAACUAUAGUUGCCAAUAAACCUGCCGGAUUUACACUGAUGGUCAACAUGUUGAAAGAUAGUAGACUUUAUCAAAUGAUUCUGCGGAUCUUAGAUGAUGCAAUGACACAUUUUGAAAGUUAUACAAACACACCAGGACAGAAGAAUUUAGAGAAAUCUGCCUUAUUGUGUCUACAAAUAAUAGAACUCACCCUAGAGAAAGAGGAACUGUUUAUUGAUAUGGUUCGUGAGACAGGAUCUGCUCUCCUUGUCACACCCGUGGAAAGGCUACUUCUUGGUAUCAACCCUAGGACAAACCAGGCAGAUUAUAUUGUCACUGUAGCAAAGUACAUAAUGUUCAACAGUACAAUGCCUGAACACACUUUGGCAGCUACAAGGAUAUUAUACAUGGUGGGAAAAUCCAGCACCAUACAGUCUGAUCUAGUCACACUCUUUAAUGAGAACAAGGAGACGAGCGAGCAAUUAUU